Molecule: messenger RNA, 459 nt
Organism: Magallana angulata
Lineage: Eukaryota; Metazoa; Mollusca; Bivalvia; Ostreida; Ostreidae
Exons: 1
Coding region: 1-459 (152 amino acids)
Source: RefSeq, a predicted model, not a curated record
AUGGAGGCUUUAGAUGUCUGCUCCAAGCCCAAGAGGGCAAGAAGUCAAAAUUUUAGCAUUAUGGAGAUGAAUAUCAUCCAUAAUGAGCUGAAAGCCAACCCUGUUUUGAAGAGUAAGUUUUCAAAUAUCAUUACAAAUCAAAAGAAACAAUCUAUUUGGCCGGAUAUUACUGAAAAGGUAAAUGCUGUUGGCAAUACAAAGAGAACAAUAAUGAGGUCAGGGACAAAUGGAGAAAAAUGUGUAGGGAUGCCAAGGACAAAUUUGCAGGGCAUCGGAGAGAGACAAAAAGGACCGGAGGGGUCACCGCCUACACCACUAUCACAGUCGGUUACAGACAAUGUGGAUAGGUAUAAAGACUGCAGCUCUUUAAUGGGAAUUCCUGGAGGAAUGGAGACCCCAAUCUUCAGUGAGACAGAUGUGAUAUUGAAUAACUUAUACAUGACACAUGAAAAAAAAUGA